GUCUCAGCAGAGGAGCUGGCAGGGGUUAGCAGGGGUUAUCUGGAGUGGGGAUAGAGGGAAGAGAGAGUUGGGCAGCAGUGGAAAAAAGCUGCCUGGAAACAUCAUCCCACUGCACUUCCCUGCUUUUCUUUCCAUUUCCUCUCUCCCCACCUCCCUCCUCAAAUUCCACCCUUCAAAUCUGCCAACUUCAAAUUCUUCAGCCGUGCCAAUAGCAGCAGCAUCAUGGUGCUAUGCAGAGUGGGAAAAAAGGGACAGCCAUGUCCAAAAAGUCUCCUGGUAGUGCUGGAUCUCUUGAAUGCCCUGCAAUGGGAGAGAAGAAUAGUUUUUGAGCAUUUUUCUAGGAACAGGCCUGGGUGGUGUUACUGCAUAUGCAGGCAGCACUGGAACAAGGUCUGUGAAGGACCCGGGCUCUUCCUUGCUCUGUGUUCUGGUGGUGCGGGGCUGCCACGCCUUUGUUUUGGAGACCUUUGCACUGUAAACAGUUCUAUGAGGGAGCUGCUCUUGUAAUGGUUUCCUCUCAUUGGUCUGCUCUGAAUACCCUUGAUCCCUGCCAAAGUACAAAGGGCAUCAGAGCUGGAUACAUGAUAAUUUCCAGUUUCUGUUUCAAUAUCAUGUUCAGAUUCUUCAGGCAGCUCAGAGCAGCUCUGUCACAGACCCUUGGAAGCUCAAUGGCUGGCAGCUUUUUGCUAUGGAUAUGUGAUCCAUGAUAGGCAAUGUUGUAGGGGCAGUAAAUUGGUGAGAUACAUUAAAAAAGUGUUGUCUUGGUCCAAAACUGGGAGAUUGAAUGAAGGGUGAAGCACAGCAGGCAGAAAAGUAAAAUGCCAUGGGUUGAAAUUAUUGGUGACUAUCUGUUUAAUUUUCUUCUCUUUGUAGGUGCUGUGUCUAGGACAGAGUGCAGAGUGGAGACUUUGCUGGGCAGAGCAAGCAGCCUGGUGCCCAUCAGCUCUUCUGCACUUUGUUGUCUCCUGACUCAUCUGUCUGCUCCUGAAAAUGGAGUAUGUCUGGUAUUGGCUCGAUGAUUCCAAGCAGUGGAUUGAGUAUGGGAAAGAGCACCCAGGUCACGUCACUGCCACUGUAACAUCUGCAUUUCUGGAGAAUGAAUAUCAAGCUGACAAGAAUGGUGUUAUUUUUUUCAGGGCUGGUUCUCAGCAGUAUAAAUUAGACUUUUCAGACAUGGUCCAAACAAAUGUGCUCUUUAAAACUAAAAGAAGUGUUAUUCGACUGCCUAACUCUGAAGAUGGACAAGAUGGAAGCCAAAACAUGACUCUAUCACAUCAUGUCUAUCCUCCACAGUGGGACCAAACUGCACUACCUGAUAUCGGGUACAAGUUGAUACAGCUCAGCAAUGAUUCCCAAGAAUAUAUAAAAAUCAAGAGGCUGUUUGAGAAGACAAUGAAAAAUUACUGCAUCAAACAACUGCAGAGGAUUCAGAACCCAACACUUUGGGACAUUUUUCAGUGGCAAAAAGAAAAGAUGAAGAAGCUCCAUCAAUUGGAAGGGGUGAAUGAGAGGCUCCUGUUCCAUGGCACAAGUCCAUCCCACGUGUCUGCCAUCUGUGAGCAGAACUUUGACUGGAGACUCUGUGGGACUCAUGGGACAAUGUAUGGAAAAGGAAGCUACUUUGCCAGAGAUGCCAGCUAUUCCCAUGAGUUCUGCUCCUCUCUCGGUGGGCGCUACAGCAUGUUCGUAGCUCAGGUUCUUGCUGGAGACUUUGUGCGGGGGAACCCUGAGUACUGCCGCCCUCCACCCAGAGACAAAAAUUCAAACAGACUUUAUGACAGCUGCGUGGAUGACCCAACAGACCCUUCCAUCUUUGUCAUCUUUGAGAAGCAACAAAUUUACCCUGCCUAUAUUUUGGAGUACAGCCUUGAGACCAGCUGUGUGGUCCUGUAAUGAGCGGUGGAAUGUCUUUAUGACCUUGA
This is a messenger RNA of Passer montanus (Eurasian tree sparrow), 1922 nucleotides long. Its product is annotated as protein mono-ADP-ribosyltransferase PARP12-like. Lineage: Eukaryota; Metazoa; Chordata; Aves; Passeriformes; Passeridae. Gene Ontology annotation, molecular function: NAD+ poly-ADP-ribosyltransferase activity. The coding region runs from base 991 to 1893 and encodes 300 amino acids. The record is from RefSeq and is a predicted model, not a curated record. The transcript is spliced from 8 exons.